Molecule: messenger RNA, 2773 nt
Organism: Exophiala mesophila
Lineage: Eukaryota; Fungi; Ascomycota; Eurotiomycetes; Chaetothyriales; Herpotrichiellaceae
Exons: 1
Coding region: 514-1596 (360 amino acids)
Molecular function (GO): methyltransferase activity
Source: RefSeq, a predicted model, not a curated record
CGAGAUCCUCGAUAUCACUCACCCACUCACCUUUGCCAUCACAAUCGCCAUUGUAACUCAUCUUUUACUGCAUGGCACCGUCAUCUCCAGAGCCCAUGCUCAAAGUCCGGCACUUUCUUUGACCCUGGGCAAUCGCACUCAACCGGGAUUCGUCUUCCGUCAACCGUUUGCCUCCUCCUUAGAAUUCAAACUCUAUCAGGUUUCCCCCACCUAAAAUCCUACUUAUACACACAUCCUUCAACCGUGCCCUCAAGUUUGGUCCCACCCUUCAAUCAUCCGUUGCCAGUCCACACACGCUUAAUUCGGGGAUUCCAUCCGCUGGAGACGUUAUUAUCCGUCGUCCAACCUUUUUUACUGUGGAAACCUUGACAUAUUCUGGCCACUCGUGCCACUCUCGGCUUCCGCUCCCACUACGCUGCCCCUCAUAGCGAGCACAAGCACGGUCCAUUCCAAAACUCUUCACACGCCUACUACCACGUCACCUAACUCUUUAAUUCCGUCGAGGACCUUUGAAUGUCAUGCUGCACUCUGAAUUUCGAGCCCAGCAUCAGAAUGUCCCCUGAGCAAACCAUGGACUCUCCCCUCAUGCCAGACUCGGACUCGGCCCAUUCAUCUAACGCCACUGACGAGAAUACCAACUCUUUGACAGCCAGCAUCACUGACUAUCCCACAUAUUGGGGGAGAAGAUAUCACCGGUACAAGGAAGGAAACUACUUAUUCCCAAAUGACGAUGACGAAAACACCCGCCUGGAAAGCCAGCAUCAGAUCCUAAAGGCUCUACAAGGUCGCCUCUUUUAUGCUCCUCUCGACCCCGAAUACACCUACACCGUACUAGAUAUUGGUACCGGUACGGGAAUCUGGCCUAUCGACUUGGCCGAUUCUGAACUUUUACCCAAAGCCCAGAUAUUUGGUACCGAUCUGUCGCCCGUGCAACCUCUAGACGUCCCAGCCAAUGUCCAUUUCGAAAUUCAAGAUUGUGUUGACCAGGACUGGGUUCGGGAUUAUGGAAGCGUGGAAUACUGCCAUGUCCGAUUUCUUGCAGGUGCUCUUGUUCAGUAUCAAGAUCUCAUUCGAAGCGCAAGGAGAUAUCUUCGCCCAGGCAGCGGUUGGUUGGAAUGUCAUGAACUUCAUCCCACUCCAGUAUCAGAUGACAACACCGUUUUCGAUGAUUGGGCCUUGAAGAAAUGGGACGAUGACCUCCAUGAUGCAGCUACUCAGGCACUGGAUCCUCCACGACCCGUUCGUAUCGCCAGCGACGUCAAAAAGUGGAUGCGGGAAGCCGGCUACGUCGACAUUCAUGAACACAUCUCCAAAAUCCCUCUAGGUCCAUGGCCAAAGGACAAACGACUCAAAUGGAUCGGUGACAUGUGGCUUCAUAAUUGGUUGUCUGGUCUGCAGGGCUUCACUCUCAAACUGUUUGGCUCCGAUGGUCUGAAUUGGUCCAGGGAGGAAAUUGAGGUGUGUUUGGCCGGGGUGAGGCAAGCCGCCACCGCCAAGGGUGUCCACUCGUACCAGAGGCUCUACGUUGUCUAUGGCCGGAGACCGAGCCCACAAGAAGAAUCCGCAAUGUUUAGAAGUCCUCUCGAUCCUCAUUGAGAUGACCAGAUCGUACUGUGGCAGUACAGUGUCCGGCUACAUCGCUCAUCCAACCGACUUGUUUCUCGACCAAAGGUUGAGUACCACCCAUUCGAUUCUCUUCGAGUCGCAGACGACUCAAGUCAUCAUAUUCGAUCACCAGGGUUCAGAUCUUCUAGAACCUAGACCAGGUCAUACACAACUGCGACAGUCAACUAUGAGCCAUUUUUAUUAGACCUCUGACGUCGACUACACCGAUGCUCUCGUUCAGCAUCAACAGCACCUACAGCUACCACAAAGUUUUUGACCGACCAAAUCACUCUCCGAUUCUUCGCCACCACCAGGACUGAGCUCUUUACACCCAAAGAUCUCCGAUCGAGUUUCGCGCUCGUCUCGAGGCAUCUGUCUCCAGAGGCGUCGGCAAUCUCAGCCUCAAGAUAUAUGUCGGGAUUCGGUCGAGACCUUAUCGGUCAGUGACAAGGACAGAAAUCAUGUCAUGACAUGGUGUGUGCACACUCAACUAUUGUCUCGUCGGAAUCCAUCUCCAUGCAGUGACAGAACACGAGGGUGGUGCGACGGAUACAUCCUGGGGAUGUAUUUUUUCAAGGGACACGAGAAUUAUGGUUUGGACCGAUCACUUCACCCAUGUCCGCCAAGAGAUUACCGAAUCCAAUCCAUAUCCACAUGUGGGGUGGAUCUUCAAUCUUAGAUCCCAACCCUCCAACCCCUUCAACCCUCUUCUAACAUUCCGACGAUCCGUCCUCGAAAAAGCAUAUUGGAAUGUACACUGUGAUGUUAGGGGAUCUCUCGCACGCACGUUCUGCUAUUCCAUAAUGACAUGUAUGGACGAAGCAUUUGAGAUUCCAAUGUAGUGGCACGAGCGGCUUCCAAAGGUGUCAACGACACAGUCACAUGAUGGUUUUCUCGAUACGGAGCGACCAAUCAAUGAAAGGUCCAAGAUGUUCUCUUGGGCAUACAAUUACGAAGUCUGCCUUAGAGGUAGUACUCCGUACUCAAGGGAUUGCUUGUCCAUGCACAGUACUAGGUACAUAUCAUAAGGCCCCCAAGGUCCCAAGGGUUUGGCAUUCAUUGAUUUGACCAUCCAUAUCUAUCUCUCAAAACUCUUGACGCAUACGUCGUCAUACCAUAUUUGUAUUUCCAUCUGCAUCUGCAUCUCCGUCUUUAGCACCAACCCGAU